This is a messenger RNA of Microtus oregoni (creeping vole), 7993 nucleotides long. It is a transcript of the gene Hs6st3, whose product is annotated as heparan sulfate 6-O-sulfotransferase 3. The coding region runs from base 712 to 2124 and encodes 470 amino acids. The transcript has 2 exons. Gene Ontology annotation, molecular function: heparan sulfate 6-sulfotransferase activity. The record is from RefSeq and is a predicted model, not a curated record. Gene Ontology annotation, cellular component: membrane. Lineage: Eukaryota; Metazoa; Chordata; Mammalia; Rodentia; Cricetidae.
GGCUCCUGUCACACCGGCUGGCGGGUUGUGGCGGUGCCAGCCCGCGUGAGCGAGUGUGUGCGCGUUGCCUGCGCCUGCCUGGGCGGGCAGACCCGGAGCAGUAGUGCGAUUCGCCCGGGAGGCGGCUCCGCAGAGGCGUCUUUCUCGCCGACGCCGUGAGGCGGCUUUGCAAACUUGCAGCGGGCUCCGGGCAGCCGAGGACCCGCCGGGGAAGGUGCGGGGCGCGGUGCACACGGAGGGCUGGGGCUGCGGGGCCGGGCCGCGCCUUUGCCCUUGGCCGGCGCCUUGGCGAGCUUCAUGCAGCCCCCGUGCUCGCUGCCGCCUGCAGCAGCCCGGGGCAGGUCCAGGACCCGAACCCCGCGCUCCAGCGCCUGAGCGUCUGCCAGCCGGCGGCGGGAUGUUCCGUGUCGCCUGAGAGCGCCGCGUCCAGGCGCAAGAGGAGCCGGCUCGAGCCAGGCGCCCCGGGAGUCGCGAGAAGCCCUACGCCGCCGCCGGCGCCCGUCUUCCCGGCUCCGCAUGUAGGCCCCGGCACCGCAAGCCCCGGAGUGCGGCGGGGCAGCCAGCCAGCCGCGCUCUUCGGCGGCAGGGGCAUGGAGGAGCGGCGGGCUCCGAGCCGCGCCCCGGAGUCCCUGAAACUUCCGAGCAGGCGCCCAAUCGCGCCUCUGCCGCCGCCGCCACCGCCACCUCACCUGCCGGCUUGAGAGCGGGACCAUGGAUGAAAGGUUCAACAAGUGGCUGCUGACGCCGGUGCUCACUCUCCUCUUCGUGGUCAUCAUGUACCAGUACGUGUCCCCUUCCUGCACCAGCUCCUGCACCAACUUCGGGGAGCAGCCCCGUGUUGGGGAGGCCCGCCCGCCCGCCGCUCCGAGUCCUGCUCAGCGGGCUCAGGCGCCCCCCGAUGAGUGGGAGCGGCGGCCCCAGCUGCCUCCACCACCCCGGGGACCCCCUGAGGGGCCUCAAGGGGUCGCGGCUCCAGAGGAUGAGGAUGAGGAUCCCGGGGACCCCGGGGAAGAAGAGGAGGAAGAGGAGGAGGAGCCCGAUCCCGAGGCGCCCGAAAACGGCUCCCUGCCCCGGUUCGUGCCGCGCUUCAACUUCACCCUGAAGGACCUGACCCGCUUCGUGGACUUCAACAUCAAAGGGCGCGACGUGAUAGUGUUUCUACACAUCCAAAAGACGGGGGGCACCACGUUCGGCCGGCACCUGGUGAAGAAUAUUCGCCUGGAGCAGCCGUGUAGCUGCAAAGCUGGCCAGAAAAAGUGCACCUGCCACCGGCCGGGAAAGAAGGAGACCUGGCUCUUCUCCCGCUUCUCCACCGGCUGGAGCUGCGGGCUGCACGCCGACUGGACCGAGCUCACCAACUGCGUGCCGGCCAUCAUGGAGAAGAAGGAUUGUCCCCGAAACCAUAGCCACACCAGGAACUUCUACUACAUCACCAUGUUGCGGGACCCUGUGUCGCGUUACCUGAGCGAGUGGAAACACGUCCAGAGAGGGGCCACAUGGAAAACCUCUCUCCAUAUGUGUGAUGGAAGGAGCCCCACCCCGGAUGAGCUGCCUACCUGCUACCCAGGGGAUGACUGGUCUGGGGUCAGCUUGCGGGAGUUCAUGGAUUGCAGCUACAAUUUAGCCAACAACCGGCAGGUGCGCAUGCUCGCUGACCUCAGCCUGGUGGGCUGCUACAACUUGACUUUCAUGAACGAGAGCGAGCGAAGUACCAUCCUGCUGCAGAGCGCAAAGAACAACCUGAAGAACAUGGCCUUCUUCGGGCUCACUGAAUUCCAAAGGAAGACACAGUUUCUCUUUGAGAGGACAUUCAAUCUGAAGUUCAUCUCCCCUUUCACACAGUUCAACAUCACACGGGCUUCCAAUGUGGACAUCAACGAGGGAGCCCGUCAGCAUAUCGAGGAGUUGAACUUCCUGGACAUGCAGCUCUAUGAAUAUGCAAAAGAUCUCUUCCAGCAACGCUACCAUCACACCAAACAGCUAGAACACCAGAGGGACCGCCAAAAGCGGCGUGAGGAGCGCAGGCUGCAGCGAGAACACGGAGCGCAUCGGUGGCCCAAAGAGGAUGGGGCCACAGAGGGGACGGUCACUGAGGACUACAACAGCCAGGUGGUUAGAUGGUGACCCUCUGCCUGCUCCUUUUUCAUGACGGGGAGACAAGCAGGCACCUUGUCCUUCUGUUAGAUUCCAUUGAAGAAACCGGGUCAUGCUGAGGACCCCUGGCUAUGUGUGACUUAAUUCGGAUGUCUGCUUCCUCUUCUUCUUCUUCAAUCCAACUGGAAACUUGCCAUCUUGUUUAUUAUUGUUUUUCUUUUUCUAGACUUUUUCUGAUCACUGAUAUAUUUGGGGUGGAAAUGUAUCCAAAAGACCACUUUAAGUUGUCAGAAGCGAGGCCUCAGAAAUGAGACAGUGUGUAGGAUCUUUGUCAGUCACAUGGGUCAUUUGGGAAUCUGGAACCCACAGUAGUACACAGGAAAACCAAAGUCAUGGCUUGGAUUCUCUUCCGAAUGCAUCAUGAUGCACCCAAUAGAACACUGCUCUGUUUAGAGAUAGAAAGACGCUCUCCCCUUAAAUGACCCUUCUCAUUCAGUGUUGAAUUUGGGAGCUGUUAAGACAAGGGUUAAAUCAUGAAUGAUGUGGUUUGUCUCUGCAGACGUUUUUAAACAAAAUUACUAUAUUACUGACCACAGCUAGGGACUCCUAGCCUACAAACUCCAACAUCAGAGCCCUAAACCCUCGGUCAACUCUCUCUUUUAGGGGAUAGGGAAAGAACAGAAUGUUGGCUUGGUUAUGGCCCUGAGAAAUAAACACUGGUAGGACAUUUUGGGGAGGGGGGGCACACUUAUUUAUUAAUGACUAAGGAGAUUGCACUUUACUGGUGUUAAUCCCUCAGGCAAAGAAUGAACAAAAAAUUAAGAGAGUGUGGGCAAAGAAACCAGGAGAAAACCUCCAUUAAACCAGCUGUAGAGCCUUAGUUACGUUGAAAGAACAUCAGACUCGUGCCUUUGGGGAGCAGACACCUUCUCAGUCAAGUUCAAAUUCUGCUGUUACAAAGGAAAGAUGUUUUCAAAACCCUUGACUUAAACAACAGGAGCUGAAACAACGAGGACAUACACUCCAUUCCAAGUCAAUGCUUGAGAGGCACCAGGAGACACAGCAUGGUGUCCAUGAGACAGUUAGCCCAGGAGUUCAGAGGGACCCUGCCCCUGACAUUUCCAGUGACUUUAAACCACUCCCUUCCCAUGUGAUCCUUGCCUGUUCUGUGACUACAACCAGAGAACCAAAUUACAGUGCACAAACUGGGCCAAAAAAUAAGUCCUUUCCCUAGGUUCCUCAGUUUGGCCCUUCCCAAGCCCCAACAACAGUCUCUUCUGUGGGAAGGGAUGGGAAGGAGGGAGUAGAAAGCCCUGCCUCCCUUACAGCGGAAGGUCAGAGUGGGUGGAGAGUUUUACAAGGAGCUGAUAAGAUCAGUCCUUUAAAGCAGCUGAAGGCCAAAAGCUCUAGUCCCAGGAAUCAGGCUGCAAAGCCUCUUUCACUGAUGCCCUGCAUGCUUGAUGUUUAAGCCAGAUUUACGUCAGUCACUUCUCAGCCUUAGAAAGUCCUUUCUUGGACUGAAAGGCCACCCUCUCCCAGUGUUUGUGGGUUGUCUGCUGCAAGGGAGCCUAGUGUCUUUUGUAGAUUCCCAUAGAGAAGUGGCUUUGAGGUUUCUCUCGCUGUGGUUGACAUCAUUGGAUGGCCUUCCUGUAACAUGCGUGUUCUAAGGGAAUCCCCACGCUGUGCUUACUAUGUUAUUCAGCAUAAUGAGGCAGACAUUGCUGGUCCUCACUAUCUAGUAAGAAGAUGAAGCCCGCAGAUGGGAUGAGGCUUCCCUGGGGACUAUCAGGUGGACCAAGCAGGCCAGAAAGCACAAGAUCUGUAUUUGCAUAGUGCUUCCCACAUGGGAUAAAUCUUUCUGCCAAUCAUAUAAGAAGCCAGAUGCUAUGACUCUGAAGUAUUUGCUCCUGGUCUGCAGAGGUGGCAUAAAGUGACCCCACUGCCCUUUCAGUGAUUCCAGUGGCCCUGAGCCCUUCUCCCUGAGGGGCAGUUCCUCCCCCACCCCCGCCCCCUCAUCCCUGUCUCACUAGUGAGCUGAGAGGUGGCUGACUUCUUCAUCAGCCAUAGAUGUUGAGUUACACACAAUAGUAAAUUUAAAGUGAACAAUUAGCUCUGGCUUUUUAAUUGGGAGAGAUGAGAUAGAGCUGUGUCUCCUUAGGAUGAUUUGCUACAGAGGAGGCAGGAAAAAGGGGAAGGGCAGGAAUGGAUGAGAAUAUAUCAUUUGUUAAGAUUUCCUGUUCUGCCAGGAAUGGAAACCAGAAAAUUGUGCCUCUGCUGUCAGCUGUGGCGCACGUAUACAUAUGUGAAACACACACCUCGGCACAUUUUCAAAUGGGAAACCAUUUGAAAAAACUAGAAAGCAGUAGAUUUAUUCUUUAAACUCACUUUACAUUUUUGUUAAGGAAUCUACGGAGGCAGGCUCUGCUCAUAUCAAAAGGCUUUCUGCCACCUCACUGCUGAGUGUAGGCCGCAUGGCCCUCCCUUCCCUGGAGAGCAGACAGCAGGAUGAUGUGAGGAGGAGAAACCACCUCUGUGUUGGCCCCAGGCCAGUGCUAAGUAAACCGGAGAGACUAGCAUGGCCUUCCUUGCUCGGUUAGCUCCCUUAGGAAGCACUGCAGUUGUCCAUGUCCCCAGGACACGGAGAAAUGGGGUGGAGCUAAUUCCCUGAAAACUGGCUGCACAGCUCCAUGCUGGCUGACGCUGCAGGAAGAGAUGACAGAGGCAGGCACAGGAAGCUAGGGACACCUGGCAGCUCGUCGGCCUUCAGGUCUCAAACCACAUCAACUCCAGCUCCAUAGAGGAAAAACAACCCCUAGGUAAUUCCACUUCUUGUGGGCUCCUCCAAUUCCCAGGCAGGUUCUUCUCCCUUCUCUUGUCAGUAGCAGCACAAGACAGUGGAAUGGAAUAUAUAUGAUGCUUGUGUCUGUGUGUGUGUCCCCAUGUGUGUAUGUGUAUGUGUGUGUGUUUGUGUGUCUGUGUUCACAUUUUGCAGAAUGUAUAGGGAGGGAAGUGUGUUUACAUAUUGUGAGGUUCCAUAUGUGUGAUUUGUCUUUCUGCCUGUCUGGUCACACUUUUUAGUUGUGUGUUGUGUGUCGCACACAUUGUUCAUAUCUUGGUAGGAACUAAGAUAGACACUUUUUUUUUUUAAAUCUCCUCCAGCUUCCUAGAAGCCUAAUCUAAAUACUGGAGAAAAUAAUUGAUGAUCUUACCAAUCAAAUUUGACAACACUUAAGGAAAAUUAUGAGUUACUGAAAACCUAAUCAAAUAUUUGAACUAAAAAUCUUCAUUUGAUCAGACCACUAACGUAAUAGUUUUCGAAGUCUGGAUGGAGAGGGGUCUAACCCUCUCUUAUUGCUUCUUCAUUCUAAGACAGAGCAUCUACCUCCUGGCCAAAUGUAUCUGCUUUAUCCACAGCCAUCUUGUUUGUACUUGAGGCAGUGGAGGGAAGCCCAGGGAAUUGCAGACACUACUUACGGUCAUGUCCCAUUGGCUGGAAUCUAGAUAUCAGCUGCAUCUAGUUGCAGAGAAGACUAGAAAAUGUCUUUCUUACUCAGUGCCGGCUGUCAUGAUAAGUGAGGGGAGCCCUAUUGUUAAAGAAAUGAUGGAGAAUUAAUACUGAUAGAAAACUACCAGUCCCCAAUACAAAAGGAAGUGGGGGAAAAUGCCAAGUCCCUUUCAAUAUCAAUUAUUUUCUCAUCAGCUUUACAAAGGAUGAGAUUAAAAUUUACCCUGUCAGCAUUUAAUGCUUUUCCAAACAUUUUAGCAUGGUAUCUCGCUUGGCCUGCCUCACACUCUUGUGCACUGGCUGGCAUUUCUGCUCCCUCACGUUUGAUCAUUUUGAAUGAAGAUUCAGAGAUGUUGGAAGAUCCCCCUAGCUUUCGUUCAUUUGUAAGGAAGUUGCCUAGAGUCCGUGGUCUCUUGGCCUCAACUUUUCCUAAUACCGAGUGCUACUUGGCAUCAGUAUCGGGACUGGGAAUUGCAAGAAGGUAAAAGCUAAAUCUUUAUUGAUUUCUGUCCUCCUUCCCCUUGUUGUGCAGCUGCAGUGACCUAGAAAAUACUAUGGACAGGUGCAGUAGACUCUCAGUUCUGCCCCCAGUGAAGGGCCCUCUGACUUAAAUGAAAAGUUCAGGUAGAGAGUUGUACAAAGGGAGUCUGAGAAAAGCACAUGAAUUCAGGGGAGACACUCAAAUAUCCAUAGCCGGAUGUCGACUCUGUUCCUUUCUCAAACUCUCCAACAUGGAGACUAGGGAUAAGCUCACAACUCCAGUGGGAUGCACAACAUUCAAGAAAUUCCGAACCAGUAUCUGCCUGUUGGGAAAGCUUAGGGGUGAUCAAUAGGACCUCUGCCUCCCUCUCUCUGCUUUUCCCCAGGUCCCUGGUAUUCUAUCAGCAGCAAGUUGUUAGAGUUCUUAUGUUUUCUUGGUAUUCGCUGAGCUCCUUUGCCCACUGCUGGAGGUUGAAACACCUUAAGCUGUAAUAAGUAAGCAACUUCACCCAGUCUAUCCCAUCCCUUCCCAGACGUGUCACCUGGCUGUGAAGAGUGUCAAAAAGGGAUCACACAGACACAGAGGACAAGAGACAAGAGAGCAGCUAUAGAGGAAAGUAGGGCUCCGAGAGACAGACCACCCAGAGGAAGAUGACAGUGAACAUAUGUGCCAGUCCAUAGUGGAAUAUAGCAACAUGGUAGAGACACAGUUUGGGUCCUUAGGAUAAAAGGCAGCCCAGAAACACGUGACUUAAUUCUUCUACCCACUUAGGAGAGCAUAAGAGGGGGUGCACCCAUGGGAUAGAAUCAGAGCCUUGGGGAGACUUGGGAGUCCCAGACUGACUAGGGUGGAAUUAAACAGAGCUGUAUUCGACUUCAUCUGAAAGCCUCCAGCCUGGGUAGCGGGCUAGCCGAGGCUGCCAAUGCUAUCCAGGUCAUGACUUCUGAGGAUCACGCAGCUGCUCCUUCUCUCAACCCUUUUGGCUUCCCUUUUCAUCCUGUUCUAUCUCUACUGCACACUAGCCGAUGUCAGUUCUGUUCUCACCAUAUUCACCAGGACACAUCUGGGUGGAUUCUCUGAAGCUGAACGAGCCCUCCAGGGCAGGUAGGGGCAUUCUGAGUUUCGUUACCUCCUGGAGAGAACAGACACGGACCCAUCUUCACAGUCUGUUGGCAGAACUGGCCUCCGCUGCUGAGGUGCUGAGAAUCCUGAGGACUGGCCUGUCAUGAACACCAGAGUGGUUGCAAGUCUCUGCACUUCUGGGCCAGGACCAGGGGUAGCCUGAUGGAGUACUGAGAUGCUGAAUCUGCAGACACUAGCAUGUGGGUGCUUCUGGAACCUGUCUUCUUCAACAUCUACAGGACAGACGACCACUGUCCACUUUCAGCGACCUGAGGGCGGCUCUGUAAGAACCACAUUCUGACUCACUGUGGGAACUCCUGAAAGGCCAGAGAUUCUGGCCACACAUCCUCAGCCCUUGCUGAGAAAACACUGUCCUGACAGGCAGUUCUGUGUGACUUAGCCAUGAUCACACAUCUUCCAUCUCCUUCUCAUGCUUUCUUUGAAUCAUGUGACCAAGAGUUUUCUCCCAGAAAUACUUUCUGGGUUUUGCUUGCAUUUUGUUCUUCUUCUUUUUUUUCAAUGUAUCAAAUCAAUGUUAGAAAAAUCUAAAUCUUUAUCUGGUGCCCCAUUCUAGAUAUAAGAUAGUUAUUCAAUAGAUGCAGAUUAUUUCCUCUAGGAGGUGUUUCUUCUUCUGUUUCUGUGCAGUAUGUAUGAACUUGGUUAUUAGGAGAUUAUAUUGUGACAUUACCAACUUUAUUGCUGUUUAAAAAUGAUAGUUUGUAGACCUGAGGAUUCCCGUGGAUGUGAAGCACAAUUUAAUGGAUAAGUUAACAUAUUAAACUGUUGUGAUG